Pangasianodon hypophthalmus (striped catfish) is the source of this 3044-nucleotide messenger RNA. Its product is annotated as serine/threonine-protein kinase SIK1. The coding region runs from base 250 to 2349 and encodes 699 amino acids. Gene Ontology annotation, molecular function: ATP binding; protein serine/threonine kinase activity; tau-protein kinase activity. Gene Ontology annotation, biological process: microtubule cytoskeleton organization; protein phosphorylation; intracellular signal transduction. The transcript has 12 exons. Gene Ontology annotation, cellular component: cytoplasm. The record is from RefSeq and is a predicted model, not a curated record. NCBI's taxonomy places the organism in Eukaryota, Metazoa, Chordata, Actinopteri, Siluriformes, Pangasiidae.
CCUCUUAUGGUGAAUUAGGAUUGACCCGAGUCUACAGAGAGGAUUGUAUGCAGCAGUAUCCAGAGUGAGCAGAAAUCAAGAGGAGUGAUUAAAAAAAAAAAACCCACACAUUUCAACUUCUUAAACAAGAUCCAAAGGCGUGAAUGAGGCGACUGAGUGCAGGAAUUUCAGCUCAGGGCAAAGCAGCUGCAAGUUACAGAUGGAGACCUUUAACAUUUUACAGUCCACACGCAGUUAACGACACUAACCAUGGUGGUGCUGUCGGAGAAUGGGCCAGACGCAAUGAACCGGGUUGGUAAACCUGUCCAGGUUGGCUUCUAUGAGAUCAUCCGUACACUGGGGAAAGGAAACUUUGCUGUGGUGAAGCUGGCAAGACACAAAGUCACUAAAACACAGGUCGCCAUUAAAAUCAUUGACAAAACCCGUUUGGAUGCAUCAGACUUGGAAAAACUCAACAGGGAAGUUAAAAUCAUGAAGCUUCUGAACCAUCCACACAUCAUCAGACUCUACCAGGUUAUGGAAACCAAGAAUAUGUUGUACAUUGUAACAGAGUAUGCCAGUAAUGGGGAAAUGUUCGAGUAUCUUGCAUGCAACGGUCAUAUGAGUGAAGAAGAAGCUCGCAAGACAUUUUGGCAAAUCCUCUCUGCUGUAGAAUAUUGCCACAGAUGCCACAUUGUACAUAGAGACCUUAAAGCUGAAAAUUUACUGCUGGACAGCAACAUGAACAUCAAACUGGCAGACUUUGGUUUUGGAAAUUUCUUUGUACCUGGAAAGCCUCUGAAUACCUGGUGUGGAAGUCCACCUUAUGCAGCACCAGAGAUCUUCAAGGGAAGGGAAUAUGAAGGACCACAGCUAGACAUCUGGAGUCUAGGUGUGGUUCUCUAUGUGCUAGUGUGUGGAUAUCUGCCCUUCGAUGCUGCCUCACUUCCAGCUCUGAAACAGCGUGUCAUAGAGGGACACUUUAGGAUUCCUUACUUCAUGUCUCAGGAGUGUGAGAACCUGAUACGGAGGAUGCUGGUGGUGGAUCCAGCCAAACGUAUCAGUCUGGCACAAAUCAAGCAGCACUGCUGGAUGAAAGCUGUGCCGAUAGCAGUGUGCCAGUCUUUAUUUAACCCUCCUGAGCCUGAGAGGCACUGCCAGGCAAAGAGUUACAAUGAGCAAGUGCUCGGUCUCAUGCAGACGCUGGGCAUUGACAAGCGGAGGACCAUUGAAUCUUUACAGAAUGACAGCUACAACCACUUUUCUGCCAUUUACUGGCUCUUGCUGGAGAGACUGAUGACCAGACCAGAGCAAAUAAAAAAAACUCCAGAUUGGUCUAAAAAGCCGUGUUACUCAGUACCAGUGUUGGGAAGUUCAUUAGAUUCAGGUCCACCUAUGUUACAUUACAGAAACUCUCCCUCUCCCAGCAACUUACUGGAUGCUCGAUUAAGCAGAGCAGUACAAGUUAAAAAUGGGGAUGAAGAGGAGAAGCAGUUACCUCUUGACUGUACAGCUGAAAACAGGAGCACAAUACACAGAUACACUGACUCUGAGGUGCCGUCUUUUAAAAGCUUGUGUCACCAACCAAGUAUUGUGGUGGAUCAAGUGGAUAGUGCCACUGCAGACAGCUCUCCUGCCUCUUCCUUCACUGUCUCCAGCACCUCUUUCACUUCCCCUGGGGCUCUUUUAGACCCACAAGUCUCUAUGAAACAAGUUCAGGGACAGUAUCCAUUUUCACUUAAACCAGAAAGAAGCUCUCUCACUCAUUCAUCCGCCCUGAGGUUCCAAACAAGUCUGCAAGUUCCCAAUUUCCAGGAGGGCAGAAGAGCCUCAGACACUUCACUGCCCCAAGGUCUAUGGGCUUUUCAAGAGCAUUUGAGCAAGAAUGUUCACACAACAGGCCAGUUUGGUUUGAACAAAGUUCCUAUGCAGUACAAAUGUCCCCAAAUAACCAACCCAGAACACGCUAAUAAACCUCCAACACAAUCAUGGGAGCAUCUCCAUGGCCAGACUGAAGGCCUUCAGCACCGUCAAUGGACAUCUAAUAUUCGUUGUCAUCAUUCCCAUCUGCCACAAAAGACUUCUCCUCAUCCUCCUCCUACUGUGGCUAUCCAGAAUCACGCCAGCUGUCCAGCACACCACUUAACUUCUUUAUCCACUUCGGGUUACCGCAAAUUUCACCACAACCCUUCAUCCCUCCUUCACACUCCGCAGAGUCUGCUGUGUCCUCGACAAGAUCCACCAUCUCACUAUUCCUGCUUGCCAGCAACCUACAUGUGCUCCACUUCUAGCUGUUCUUCCUCAAACAUGGUGGAUUCCACCACACUGCUCCUGGAGGCACAUCUGCAGAUAAAACCAAGCUCACGCUGAUGUUCAUUAGUAGUUAUGGAGGGUCCAUUGGACCUGGUCAUCUCUUUUGAUUUUAUAGUAUUGUAACAAAUUUUCUAGAGCUAUUCCAGUUACAGUAGAAAUGACAAAUCUAUCAUUUUGACCUGGACAGAACACAAAGUCACUCUGGAUAAGAGCGUAUGCAAAAUGACUACAUGUAAAUGUAAAAUUCACUUACUAUCAAGUCAUUUUUACUCUCCUGAAAUAAUGGGAGCAAUAGACUAUGCACUAUACUGUAUGUGAUUAAUAAGGUCUAACCAGAGGAUACACAUAUUUCUGGGCUACUGUAUAAAAUGCUGUUAAGUGUGCAAAAAUAAUAACAGAGGAGCAAAAAUGUCCUAUUUUUAUUCCCAAGCACCUUAUCCAAGGUCCUUACUGAGUGUUACCUUAUCCAAGGUCCUUACUGAGUGUCUUUUCUCAUGUAUUGAAAUAAGCAAUAAUUAUUCUUUAUAUGCUCCUUGUUUUGCUUGAUAUGUACAAUACAAUCUGACUACGAUUGGAGUGGAAUGAUGAUAAUAGAGCAUUAAUCAGAGUCAUCAGUGAUUACCUCGUGUGUGUUUUGUAUUGUGCAUAAUCUGUAUUUAUUCACCCUGUGCAUGCCAUUAUUGAUAUUUUUAUGCCAAACAAAAGAACAAUUUAUUCAUUCAUUGUAAAUAUAAAAGGAUGAAUAAUGUGCA